Messenger RNA from Centropristis striata (black sea bass), 946 nucleotides. Its product is annotated as schwannomin-interacting protein 1-like. NCBI's taxonomy places the organism in Eukaryota, Metazoa, Chordata, Actinopteri, Perciformes, Serranidae. Gene Ontology annotation, biological process: positive regulation of hippo signaling. The record is from RefSeq and is a predicted model, not a curated record. Gene Ontology annotation, cellular component: plasma membrane; cell junction. The coding region runs from base 1 to 363 and encodes 120 amino acids. The transcript is spliced from 4 exons.
AUGCACGAGUGUUUACCUAGAGGAACCGUUCAGGUCCAGAAGAGUCCUGCGCCUCCUGCCAAGCCCGACAAACCAAAGUCCAGAGGCUUCAGGAACACGCUGAGGAACCUGAGAGACCGACUGAGAACAGACCACAAAACUCUGGCUGCAGCUCGUAGUGAACCUGUAGCACAGAGAAGACACGUGGAGCGCAGCGAUUUACAAAACUUCAACAUCAAGGAGCUGAACGCCCUCUGUGUGUCUCUCAGACAGACCAUCCAAGACCUGAGCUCAGACCUGGUGGGUCGGCUGCAGACCAGGGACCAGCUGAGGACGGAGCAGGACGCCAUGCUGCUGGAGGUCCAGGACCUGACGUCACUGUGAACCUGCCGAUCGCUCCCAGCUCAAGUCCACCUUGUGGAGCAUUUGAACAUUGUUGAAUCAGACGGUGCAACAGUGUCCUCCACAAACAUCUCAGUCAGGCCCUCCCACUGCCGGCCUGACCAGCCAAUCACUGUGAAGAGUGUCACUCCCUUAAAGGACCAGGACAUUCAGUUGCAUAGUAUUUUUUAACGUUAUUGACUGUGUUUUUAUAUUUAUAAGGGAAAAGGGAGUGUCCACCAGCAGUGGUUUAAAAAAACUCCCAGUGUGGUCUAGAUGUCAGAGCCGUACGGUACGGUUAGCAACUGAAACUGAGCUGGACACAACAGCCAGACAGUGGAUGGAUGGAUGGAUGGUGGCCUUAAAGGCACACACUUAGGGAAAUAUGCUUCUUUGCCCUCUGAUUAGAGGCUCAGCACCAGAUUCAUCUCCACUGUGUCCACAGCAGAUUCAGGUCUAGGUCAUGUUAACCCAUUGAAGCCUGGAAAGCGGAUACGUCGUUUUGUAGUAUUUGUAUAAGCUCUCAAAUACUUUUUGAAUUUCAUUUCUAUGUUACGGAAGCCCUGAACCGCAAGUGAAGACACUU